Molecule: messenger RNA, 889 nt
Organism: Lolium rigidum
Lineage: Eukaryota; Viridiplantae; Streptophyta; Magnoliopsida; Poales; Poaceae
Exons: 2
Coding region: 1-732 (243 amino acids)
Source: RefSeq, a predicted model, not a curated record
AUGAGGGUGGCCGUGAAUCGAGAGAAGGAGAGAGUGUCUGUGACGCGAGAGAAGGUGGCGGCGACGUCGCGCAUAAGGUUUAGGGCGGGGGCGGGGCGGAGGGGGAGCGGCGUCGAGAGGCGGGCGCCGUCGACGACAGCAAGGGAGAGGGGCGGAGGCCUACUCAGCGAGGAAGAGACAGGAGGUGGGCGACUUAGACACAGAGAGACUUCAUCAUACACAAACAAAUACGCCAUGGUGGAAGACUUCACAUUCCCUAGCAUCCCACCAGAGCAGUGCGGCUCCAAGAAGCUCCCUUUCCCUCACUUCGCCUCCACGCCGCCGUGGUUCGUCGUCCCGAUCGCUGGGGAUGCGGCAGCGGCGCACGACCACCACCGUAGGUGCUUCUCGGCCGUCGAGCACGCCGGAAAAGCCAGCAACGGCGAAUACCUGGGAGCACGCUCGGAGAGGUUCACCGUCGUGGAGGAGCACAAGAUGGACAUGCUGUGGGAGGACUUCAACGAGGAGCUCUCCCGCGUGGCGCCGCCAUGCCCGCUGAGCAAGGAGUGGGCGAGUGAGGCGUGGCUCGCCGGCGACGGCACACUAUCCCGGCAUGUGGUGGCUGCCUCCGGAUGCAGCGUGGUCCGGCGCAGGAGGCUGAGCCUGCUGAUGAUGCUCAAGCUGCUCAAGAAGCUCUUCUUGGGGCGCCGCAAGUCCAGCGCCACCACCUCAAGGACGACGCCACCGAUCUGAUCAACAUCUUGAAUGCAAGAAUUAUAUAGGGUGCAUGCUUGAUAAAUCGAUAUCAGGUGUAUAUAUCGGUCGAUCAAUACAUCUUUCUCUCACUAUGUUUUUUUGUGUGAUGAAUGGAUCUUCUGGUUUCUCUCACUUGAUUUUCUUUUUUUCCUUU